AUGCCGCAUUUCACCGCUGACGAGACAGCAAACCUUGAUGUUGCCAUCAUUGGCGCAGGUUGGUAUGGACUUACCUGCGCUGCUACCAUUCUCAAGCUGGAGCCGGGCUACAAAGUGGCCGUAUUCGACAAGUAUGAAACCGUUGGUGGAACUUGGUCCAAAGACCGAAUUUACCCGAACCUCGUUGCCCAGGUUGAAUUUGGGUACUUUAACUACCCUUCUAAGCCCAUGCCGACUGCUGGAAAGCCGACCAACAAUCUCGUGUCGGGUGACAUGGUCUGGAAGUACUUGAACAAAUUUGCCGAUGACAACGAUUUGAAGCGUCAUAUUCGGUUUAGCAGCUGGGUAUCCAGUGUUGAGCGUAACCCCGCGGGGGGAUGGAAGCUCACCGUUAAUGGUCAAACAAUCUAUGCUGCAAAGGUUAUUUGCGCUGCUGGUAUUACGACCCAAACAAACAAGCCUGGGUUUGAAAUUACCGAUAAUGCUAUCCCCGUUAUUCACGCAGUAGACAUUGCCAAGAAUGUGGUCAACUUUGAGAAGAAGGAGAAUGACCACUUUGUGCUCCUCGGCGCUGCUAAGUCGGCGAUUAUCAGAGAUAACGGCUCUGGGCCCAUGCCAAUUAUGCCGUCGAAGCUGCUCGGAAAGAAUACUAUUACUGUGGGAUCAAAUCGGUUAAUGAACUACCUGAGCCCUUCUCUCAUGACAACCGACACCUGGCUGGGCAGCUUCUUCCAUCGCACUAUGAUUGGUCGCUGGCUGACUCGGUCCAGCUGGGGCUUUAUCACCAGCCAGGCCGACAACGCUGCUGGCUUCGGUGGCAACGCCGGCAAGGUGGAAGGCCUCAAACCGGAGUUAGAAGACAAUAGCUGCUUCUGGUGCGAGAGUUCCCUGGGCCUCAUCACCAUGGAGGACUUCUGGAGCACGCUGAAAAAGGGCGACAUCCGCAUCGUGCGCGACCAAGUUUCCCGCGCCGACGAGUCCGGCGUCACGCUGAAGAAGACGGCUGAGCGCAUCAAUGCCGACUUUGUCAUCUACGCCACCGGUUGGGGUGACCACUUCAGCUUCUUUUCGCCGGAGCUCAAGAACGAGCUCGGCCUCCCGCUGUACGACGGUCCGGCGCCAGUCAAACCCGCUGCGAAAGAGUAUCCAUUCGGUUUCCCCGCUGGCGACCCAUGGUCUUCUCAUGACAAGGCUGCUGACGACAUUCUGGCUCAAAAGAUCCCGCUCCUCGCUGCAGGACCCAAGGACUACAACAGCUGGAAGCGCGAAGCUGGCCGCAAGAUGACCGCUCGUCGCUGGCGUCUACGCCCACCAUAUCUGAGUUGCAAUCUCUAUGGGCCGUUGCCAUCUCUAUGGGCCGUUGCCUAUCUUCUCGGCGAGGUCAACCUCCCUAGCGAGGAAGAUAUGGUCAAGGAGAUUGCUGAGUGGAAUGCCUGGACUCGUCGCCGUUACGGUGCCGUCGGGGAACGAUACCCUUACGCUCUGUUCGACUGGAUUGUUUACCUAGAUCGCCUGCUGAAGGACCUCGGCGUUAAAUCGCAGCGCAACGGUAACGCUUUGGUGGACUUCUUCAAGCCUUACGGCCCGCAAUCCUACCACGGUGUCAUUGAGGAGUACAUGGCUGUUCGCCCUCAAAAAGUGGAAGCCAGUCCGUUAUAA
This is a messenger RNA of Beauveria bassiana ARSEF 2860, 1659 nucleotides long. RefSeq names its product Flavin-binding monooxygenase-like family protein. The record is from RefSeq and is a predicted model, not a curated record. NCBI's taxonomy places the organism in Eukaryota, Fungi, Ascomycota, Sordariomycetes, Hypocreales, Cordycipitaceae. The coding region runs from base 1 to 1659 and encodes 552 amino acids. The transcript has 6 exons. Gene Ontology annotation, molecular function: NADP binding; flavin adenine dinucleotide binding.